AUGGAAGCAUUGGUUUAUACAUUCCUGUUAGUCUCUACUCUGGGAAUAAUUUUUUUCACUAUCUUUUUUCGAGAACCUCCUAAGGUUCCGACUAAAUAA
Molecule: messenger RNA, 99 nt
Organism: Spirodela intermedia
Lineage: Eukaryota; Viridiplantae; Streptophyta; Magnoliopsida; Alismatales; Araceae
Source: the annotation of a GenBank genome assembly